Molecule: messenger RNA, 1060 nt
Organism: Phragmites australis (common reed)
Lineage: Eukaryota; Viridiplantae; Streptophyta; Magnoliopsida; Poales; Poaceae
Product: transmembrane emp24 domain-containing protein p24beta2-like
Exons: 5
Biological process (GO): intracellular protein transport; endoplasmic reticulum to Golgi vesicle-mediated transport; Golgi organization
Cellular component (GO): endoplasmic reticulum; endoplasmic reticulum-Golgi intermediate compartment; COPII-coated ER to Golgi transport vesicle
Source: RefSeq, a predicted model, not a curated record
CUUAAAAAAAGAAAAAGAGGAGGAGCUCCGCGAAGGAGACGGACAAAGAUUGAUUUCGGGGAAUGCGUCCAAGGCCAGCUCCGAACGCGCCCCCGUCCAGAUCCAGGCUUACUUCCACCGCAGCAGCACCUCUUGCAGUCUCCGUCGUAUCCGUCCUCCGUCCGAACUCAUUGGCUUCCUUUUUCUUUCGUUGAGAGGCAGCAGGGUGCCAGGGUGAUGGGGGUGAGGAGUCUCGGAUUGGGGGUGUUCUUGGUCCUGUGUCUCAUCCCUUUCUUCCGCAAUACUGCGGCCAUCCGCUUCGUGAUCGACAGGGAGGAGUGCUUCUCCCAUAACGUUGAUUACGAAGGGGAUACGGUUCAUGCAUCCUUCGUUGUCAUCAAGGCGGACACCCCGUGGCAUUAUACCGAGGAUGGCGUGGAUCUUGUGGUUAAAGAUCCUAAAGGCGAUCAAAUCCAUGAUUCUCGUGACAAGAUUAGCGAUAAGUUCGAAUUCAUAGUUCAAAAGAGAGGUGUCCAUCGCUUCUGCUUCACUAAUAAGUCACCAUAUCAUGAAACUGUGGACUUCGAUGUGCAUGUUGGCCACUUUUCAUAUUUUGAUCAGCAUGCCAAAGAUGAGCACUUCGGCCCCUUGUUCGAUCAAAUUGCGAAGUUGGAUGAAGCCCUCUACAACAUUCAGUUCGAACAGCACUGGUUAGAGGCCCAAACAGACCGCCAAGCAAUAUUAAACGAGAGCAUGGGCAGGAGGGCAGUUCACAAGGCACUCUUUGAAUCAGCUGCCCUAGUCGCAGCCAGUGUUGUGCAGGUCUACCUAUUGCGUCGUCUCUUCGAGCGUAAGCUGGGUACUUCUAGGGUCUAAUUCUGUGAUAGUAGGUUUUCUUAUACUCAGGAGCCCAACAGGAUUUCGAUACUGCAUAAUAUUGUUGCAAGAUUCGCUACAUCCUGUUCAGGUGUUCAUGAUUUUUCAUUCCAGAAUUUUGUAAUUCAGUUGACACAGUGCUGUGCAGCAUUGAUUUGCCUUGUACAAUCUUUCCACGUCCAGUUUCAAACCAAUUUUUAUAUCU